Molecule: messenger RNA, 921 nt
Organism: Lathyrus oleraceus (garden pea)
Lineage: Eukaryota; Viridiplantae; Streptophyta; Magnoliopsida; Fabales; Fabaceae
Exons: 3
Coding region: 1-921 (306 amino acids)
Source: RefSeq, a predicted model, not a curated record
AUGAUUAGACUGACUGUUCCUAUGCAGAUAGAGAUAGGGGCAGCAGAGGAGGAGACAGUCCACGAAGGACAAAUCAUUAGACCCCUCCAACAUCAAGGUGUCGAAUCAGGAGUGGUGGGACGUAACCAGGUGGUAAUGGUCAACCGACAGCAGGAUGCUGAUCAAAUCGUUGAUCAACACCGACAAGAAGACUUAGCGGUGGAAAAUAAUUUGACAACUAUUGUCAAAAGGAUUAUGGCUAGAAAUGGCAUGAGUGCUACAUUACAAAGGCCAUUAUACGUGUCCCCGUUAGCUGAAUUCAUUCUCCAAAGCGAGGCACCCAGGGGGAUGAAAGUACCUAAGUACCCAAAAUUUGGGGGAGAGUCUGGUGAAUCGACAAUAGCGCACGUCGCCAGAUACUUAACAGAGUCAGGGGAUCUAGCUCAUAAUGAAUGCUUAAGAGUAAAAAACUUCCCUUCCUCUCUAACCAAGGCAGCCUUCACAUGGUUUACUUCGUUGGCCCCAAGUUCCAUCGACUCAUGGGCUAAACUAGAAAAGAAGUUCCAUGAACAGUCUUUAAAGGCUAGGUGUUUCACACAAGUGCCAGAACAUGAACUAGUUCAAAUGGCCGCAGGAGGAUUAGAUUAUUCCAUUAGGAAGAAAAUAGAUCCAACUUUUGUGAAAAGUAUGUCACAACUGGCUGAUAGAGUCCGACAUCUAGAACGACUGAGGCUAGAAAAAAUUAGGCACAAUAAGUCUAAGAAAGAAAAGGUAGCGUUUUUCGAAUACGACGCGACAGACCCAAUACGUGAGGCAGAUUAUGCUUCAUCGACCGAAUUAGAAAUCGACGUGGUUGAACUAAAGCCAGGGGGAUUUGGUUCAAAAAGCGAUUCAAGAAGGCAAGCUGAAAUUUGCUGGCCGCAGGAUGAAGAUCGACACUGA